UCUACCGUGGAGCCCCAUUAGAAGAGCACGUUUCCCCCUACAUCACUUCCGUUCAUCUGAUCGGUCAGAAAGACUGCGAAAAUGGUGUCUUUUGGAAGAAUUUCGCAAACUCUCCUACGGUCCUCAAUAAUCCAGACCCGUCAACUCUCUGCCUCAGCGGCCCAUAGUCAUGGGGAGCAAACAGCCAGAACAUGGAAGAUCCUCUCCUUUGUAAUUGCCCUUCCGGGGGUUGCAGUGUGCAUGUUGAACAUGUACCUGAAGAUGCAGCAACAUGCUGCACACCAUGUGGAACCUGAGUUCGUACCUUACAGCCACCUUCGCAUUCGCAGCAAGCGUUUCCCAUGGGGUGAUGGCAACAAGAGCCUGUUCCACAACCCUGAAGUAAAUGCCCUCCCUGAUGGCUAUGAAGGACGCGAAGAAUGAUCACUCUUCUUCCAGAUUACCUCAUACACUGGGACCAGAGUCUUCCCUCAAUUCUUUACUCUGUUACUAGACCACGCUCUUCAAACAGUUUACGCUCCUCUAUUCCAUUAUGUUUAACUAUGCAUACUUGUCACAAGGGAUUCAAUGAUAGUAAAACCUUUCUGGACCAUUUAACACAAUGUGUGCUUAAACUUAACUAAAAUAAAUAUUACCAAAA
Oncorhynchus nerka (sockeye salmon) is the source of this 640-nucleotide messenger RNA. Its product is annotated as cytochrome c oxidase subunit 6A, mitochondrial-like. The record is from RefSeq and is a predicted model, not a curated record. Bases 82 to 423 code for a protein of 113 amino acids. Gene Ontology annotation, molecular function: enzyme regulator activity. Gene Ontology annotation, cellular component: mitochondrial inner membrane. The transcript has 3 exons. Gene Ontology annotation, biological process: mitochondrial electron transport, cytochrome c to oxygen. Lineage: Eukaryota; Metazoa; Chordata; Actinopteri; Salmoniformes; Salmonidae.